Naegleria fowleri is the source of this 576-nucleotide messenger RNA. RefSeq lists its product as uncharacterized. The transcript is spliced from 3 exons. The coding region runs from base 1 to 576 and encodes 191 amino acids. The record is from RefSeq and is a predicted model, not a curated record. Gene Ontology annotation, molecular function: GTPase activity; GTP binding. Lineage: Eukaryota; Heterolobosea; Eutetramitea; Acrasida; Naegleriidae.
AUGAGUGACAACAUUUCGUAUUCUAUCGAUCGAGAUCAAAAUGAAAGGAUCAAUGAGUUACGGAGAAAACGAAAGGAUAUAAUGCAAGGAUUACCUAAACCUAAUUUUAUAAGAUUAAAAGUGAUUAGUAUGGGAGAAUCGGAAGUUGGCAAGAGUUGUCUCAUCAAGCGAUACUGCGAAGAACGGUUUGUUCCGAAAUAUACUGGUACCAUCGGAGUGGAUUUUGGAGUUAAAAAAGUAAUGAUUGAUGGUCGAGAAGUAAGAGUAAAUUUCUGGGACUUGAGUGGACAACCGGAAUUCUUUGAAGUGAGAAAUGAAUUUUAUAAAGACACUCAAGGAGCUGUUCUAGUGUUUGAUGUCAACUCGAGAUCUUCUUUCGAAGCAUUAGACGCCUGGUUGGCAGAAUCCUCAAAAUAUGGAGCUAAAGGUUUAUUCAUCGCAGUUUGUGGAAAUAAAACAGACGAGAAAAACAGAGUAGUUACAGAAAAAGAGGGUCGAGAGUGGGCAGAAAAGAAUGGAUUGAGGUACGUAUCCGAAUCGUUCAUGAUUCUCUGUCUUAUAGGCGUUCGAGUGUAG